Pyricularia pennisetigena is the source of this 498-nucleotide messenger RNA. RefSeq lists its product as uncharacterized. The record is from RefSeq and is a predicted model, not a curated record. Bases 1 to 498 code for a protein of 165 amino acids. The transcript has 2 exons. Lineage: Eukaryota; Fungi; Ascomycota; Sordariomycetes; Magnaporthales; Pyriculariaceae.
AUGUCAGCUCCAAGCCAGAACAAACUCAACAAGAUCGCCCACCAGGCCGAGGCGGACCUCAACACGUACGAGGCAAAGGUCGGACACGACUUCCGGACCGGUGCCAACUUCGACGCAGGCGUCGACACCAAGGCGGAGAACAAGUUCCCCGGCGCCGAGGUGCGGUACGGAGAGGACCUGACGACAGAGGUUGCGCGGGGACGCCAAGGCGACCCGGACGCUGCCGACAAGGAAGCGCAAAAGGCCAGGAGCAAAGGCAACCUCGGCCCCGAUAACGCGGUAGAGUCGAGGGAUGAUAGCAACGAUCCCCUCAAGCAGGGUUUGGAAGCCUCCCUGAACAACGUCGGCUCGAACCCGCCCGGUCCUGGCGGUAGUCAAUUCAAAGGCACACACUCCAGCAACCCCAGGGAUGUCCCGGGGAGGCUUGACGCUGAAGGCUUGGCACCGCCAAGCAGCGUGACUGAGGUGUCGGAAGAGGCGGCCAAGUCUGGCAGGUAA